Puma concolor (puma) is the source of this 4686-nucleotide messenger RNA. Lineage: Eukaryota; Metazoa; Chordata; Mammalia; Carnivora; Felidae. The record is from RefSeq and is a predicted model, not a curated record.
AUGGCCUCGGAGUUGGGUGCCGGGGACGAUGGCGGCUGCACUGAGCUGGCAAAGCCCCUCUAUCUUCAGUACCUGGAGAGGGCCCUCCGGUUGGACCAUUUCUUGCGACAGACAUCAGCCAUCUUCAACAGGAAUAUUUCUAGUGAUGAAAGUGAAGAUGGACUGGAUGACAGUAAUCCUUUAUUGCCCCAGUCUGGGGAUCCCUUAAUACAAGUUAAGGAAGAACCUCCAAAUUCAUUGCUUGGUGAAACUUCUGGAGCAGGCAAUUCUGGAAUGUUAAACACAUACUCACUGAAUGGAGUUCUGCAGUCAGAAUCAAAAUCUGACAAAGGGAAUUUAUAUAACUUCUCUAAGUUGAAGAAAAGCAGAAAGUGGCUAAAGAGCAUUCUGCUAAGUGAUGAGUCCAGUGAGGCAGAUUCUCAGAGUGAAGACAAUGAAGAAGAAGAAGAAGAGGAAGAACUCAACCUCAGCAGAGAAGAACUUCAUAACAUGUUGCGGCUGCACAAAUAUAAGAAACUUCACCAGAAUAAGUAUAGUAAAGACAAGGAGUUGCAGCAGUACCAGUACUACAGUGCAGGCCUCCUGUCCACGUAUGACCCUUUCUAUGAGCAACAACGGCACCUACUUGGACCCAAAAAAAAGAAAUUCAAGGAGGAAAAGAAACUUAAAGCCAAGUUGAAAAAAGUUAAGAAAAAAAGGCGAAGGGAUGAAGAACUUUCCUCUGAAGAAUCUCCUCGUUGCCACCACCACCAGACCAAAGUCUUUGCCAAGUUCUCUCAUGAUGCACCUCCUCCUGGCACCAAGAAGAAGCACUUAUCCAUUGAGCAGCUUAAUGCUCGUCGUAGAAAAGUAUGGCUCAGCAUUGUGAAAAAGGAACUACCAAAGGCCAACAAGCAGAAAGCUUCAGCUCGUAACCUGUUUCUCACCAAUAGCCGAAAGCUCGCCCACCAGUGCAUGAAGGAGGUGCGUCGAGCUGCCUUGCAGGCCCAAAAGAACUGUAAGGAGACCUUGCCUCGUGCCCGCCGCCUCACCAAGGAGAUGCUUCUGUACUGGAAGAAAUACGAGAAGGUGGAGAAGGAACACCGAAAGCGUGCAGAGAAGGAAGCCUUGGAGCAGCGCAAGUUGGAUGAGGAAAUGCGGGAGGCCAAGAGGCAACAACGAAAACUGAACUUCCUAAUCACCCAGACAGAGUUGUAUGCCCAUUUCAUGAGUCGUAAACGAGACAUGGGUCAUGAUGGAAUCCAGGAAGAAAUCUUAAGGAAACUGGAAGACAGUUCUACCCAAAGACAGAUUGACAUUGGUGGAGGAGUGGUAGUUAACAUCACACAGGAGGAUUAUGAUAGUAACCAUUUCAAAGCCCAGGCCCUGAAGAAUGCUGAAAAUGCUUACCAUAUUCAUCAAGCUCGGACAAGGUCAUUUGAUGAAGAUGCAAAAGAAAGUCGAGCAGCUGCCCUCCGGGCAGCAAACAAGUCUGGUACUGGGUUUGGGGAGAGUUACAGCCUGGCAAACCCAUCUAUCCGAGCUGGUGAAGAUAUUCCACAACCUACCAUUUUUAAUGGCAAAUUAAAAGGCUACCAGCUGAAAGGCAUGAAUUGGUUGGCAAAUCUGUAUGAGCAGGGCAUUAAUGGCAUUCUUGCAGAUGAAAUGGGUCUUGGCAAAACAGUACAGAGUAUUGCCCUCCUGGCCCAUCUGGCUGAGAGAGAGAACAUCUGGGGACCUUUCUUAAUAAUUUCACCUGCUUCUACACUUAACAAUUGGCACCAGGAGUUUACAAGAUUUGUUCCUAAAUUUAAGGUGCUACCAUACUGGGGAAAUCCUCAUGAUAGAAAAGUUAUCAGGAGGUUCUGGAGUCAGAAGACCCUCUACACUCAGGAUGCCCCUUUCCAUGUGGUAAUUACCAGCUACCAGCUGGUGGUGCAAGAUGUAAAGUAUUUCCAGCGGGUCAAGUGGCAGUACAUGGUAUUGGAUGAGGCUCAAGCACUCAAGAGUAGUUCCAGUGUUCGUUGGAAGAUCCUCUUGCAGUUCCAGUGUCGGAAUCGGCUUUUGCUAACUGGGACCCCAAUUCAGAACACCAUGGCAGAGCUCUGGGCCCUGCUACAUUUCAUUAUGCCAACAUUAUUUGAUUCACAUGAGGAAUUUAAUGAGUGGUUUUCCAAGGACAUUGAGAGCCACGCCGAAAACAAAUCUGCCAUUGAUGAGAAUCAGCUCUCUCGCUUACACAUGAUCUUGAAGCCAUUUAUGCUGAGGAGAAUCAAGAAAGAUGUGGAAAAUGAAUUGUCUGACAAGAUUGAGAUUCUAAUGUAUUGCCAACUAACCAGCCGACAGAAGCUGCUAUAUCAGGCACUCAAGAACAAAAUUUCUAUUGAAGACUUAUUGCAGUCUUCUAUGGGCUCUACCCAGCAAGCACAGACCACCACCAGCAGCCUCAUGAAUCUGGUCAUGCAGUUUAGGAAGGUGUGUAAUCACCCAGAGUUAUUUGAACGACAAGAAACUUGGUCUCCAUUUCAUAUUUCCCUAAAGCCAUACCAGAUUUCAAAGUUUAUCUACCGUCAUGGACAGAUCAGGGUUUUCAACCAUUCACGAGACAGGUGGUUAAGGGUUCUUCUUUCUCCAUUUGCACCAGACUAUAUCCAACAGUCUCUCUUUCACAGAAAAGGUGUUAAUGAAGAAAGCUGUUUCUCCUUCCUUCGCUUUAUCGAUGUAUCGCCAGCAGAAAUGGCAAACCUUAUGCUUCAGGGACUUUUGGCCAGAUGGUUAGCUCUUUUCCUGUCUCUGAAAGCCUCCUACAGGCUCCAUCAGCUGCGCUCCUGGGGAGAGCCAGAAGGGGAAAGCCAGCAGAGAUAUCUGAGAAACAAGGAUUUCCUUCUUGGGGUUAAUUUUCCACUCUCCUUUCCCAACCUUUGCAGCUGCCCUUUGUUAAAGUCUCUGGUUUUCAGCAGCCACUGCAAAGCAGUAAGUGGCUACUCAGACCAGGUCAUCCAUCAGCGGAGAUCAGCUACCUCCUCACUUCGUUGCUGCCUGCUCACUGAACUGCCAUCUUUUUUGUGUGUGGCCAGUCCACGAGUUACCGCAGUGCCAUUGGAUUCUUACUGCAAUGACCGAAGUGCAGAAUAUGAGCGGCGAGUGCUGAAGGAAGGAGGGAGUCUGGCAGCCAAGCAGUGUUUGUUAAAUGGGGCCCCUGAACUGGCAACAGAUUGGCUAAAUCGACGAUCCCAGUUCUUCCCAGAGCCAGCUGGAGGACUGUGGAGCAUCAGGCCUCAGAAUGGCUGGUCUUUCAUCAGGAUUCCAGGCAAGGAGAGCCUCAUCACUGACAGUGGAAAGCUGUAUGCCCUUGAUGUCCUCCUGACUCGGCUCAAGUCUCAAGGACAUAGGGUCCUUAUCUACUCCCAGAUGACCAGGAUGAUAGACCUGCUGGAGGAAUACAUGGUUUACAAGAAGCAUACCUACAUGAGGCUUGAUGGUUCCUCCAAGAUCUCAGAGAGGCGGGACAUGGUUGCUGAUUUUCAGAACAGGAAUGACAUCUUUGUGUUCCUGCUGAGCACUCGAGCUGGAGGACUGGGUAUCAAUCUCACUGCUGCAGAUACAGUGAUUUUUUAUGAUAGUGACUGGAACCCCACUGUGGACCAACAGGCCAUGGACAGGGCCCACCGCUUGGGGCAGACAAAACAGGUUACUGUGUACCGGCUCAUCUGUAAAGGCACCAUUGAAGAACGCAUUCUACAGCGAGCCAAGGAGAAGAGUGAGAUUCAGCGGAUGGUGAUUUCUGGUGGGAACUUCAAACCAGAUACCUUGAAACCCAAAGAGGUGGUUAGUCUUCUUCUAGAUGAUGAAGAACUGGAGAAGAAAUUGAGGCUGCGGCAAGAAGAGAAACGGCAGCAGGAGGAAACCAACCGAGUCAAAGAGCGCAAGCGCAAGCGGGAAAAGUAUGCAGAGAAGAAGAAAAAGGAAGAUGAAUUGGAUGGGAAAAGGAGAAAAGAGGGUGUGAACCUAGUAAUUCCAUUUGUUCCCUCGGCUGAUAACUCCAACCUUUCUGCUGACGGGGACGACUCCUUCAUUAGUGUGGACUCGGCCAUGCCCAGCCCUUUCAGUGAGAUCUCCAUCAGCAGUGAACUGCACACUGGCUCUAUCCCCCCCGAUGAGAGCAGCAGUGAUAUGCUGGUGAUCGUGGAUGACCCAGCCUCUUCAGCCCCCCAGUCUCGAGCCACCAACUCUCCCGCUUCCAUAACGGGCUCCGUUUCAGACACCGUGAAUGGAAUUUCCAUUCAGGAAAUGCCAGCCGCAGGACGUGGUCACUCAGCGCGAAGCCGAGGCCGCCCCAAAGGUUCAGGAAGCACAGCCAAAGGAGCAGGGAAAGGCCGGAGCCGGAAGUCCACUGCAGGCAGUGCUGCCGCUAUGGCAGGAGCCAAAGCAGGGGCUGCGGCAGCGUCCGCAGCCGCCUAUGCUGCAUACGGGUACAACGUGUCUAAAGGAAUCUCGGCCAGCAGUCCUCUGCAGACGUCCCUUGUUCGGCCUGCUGGCCUUGCUGACUUUGGACCUUCAAGCGCCUCUUCUCCCUUGAGUUCCCCUUUAAGCAAAGGAAAUAAUGUUCCCGGGACUCCCAAGAGCCUCCACUUGACCAGCAGCCUAGCCCCAGAUUCCCUGGUCCGGAAACAGGGCAAAGGCACCAACCCCCCUGGAGGACGGUAA